AUGCAGUUCUCCAACAUUCUCUUGGCUGCUCUUGCCACCGCUGGUUCUACCGUCAUGGCUGCUCACUACUUCUGCGAGGCCGACACCGCCAACUACUGCACCAAUGUCAAGGGGCCCAACGGGGCUAUGGUUUCUACUACUUGCGAUGCUGACUGCUGCAACACCCUCAACGGCUGGGGAACCGGCUGCCCCAAAUAA
This is a messenger RNA of Colletotrichum fioriniae, 198 nucleotides long. The record is from RefSeq and is a predicted model, not a curated record. NCBI's taxonomy places the organism in Eukaryota, Fungi, Ascomycota, Sordariomycetes, Glomerellales, Glomerellaceae.